This is a messenger RNA of Drosophila gunungcola (fruit fly), 283 nucleotides long. RefSeq lists its product as uncharacterized. Bases 3 to 140 code for a protein of 45 amino acids. The transcript has a single exon. The record is from RefSeq and is a predicted model, not a curated record. NCBI's taxonomy places the organism in Eukaryota, Metazoa, Arthropoda, Insecta, Diptera, Drosophilidae.
AUAUGGACGCCCUCACCAUUUUGGGCUUGGUCUACUGGCUGAUCUGCAUGAUUUUGUUCGGACCGUUGAUGUUCUUUGUCUGCGUCUACCUGCCCGAAGUUCCGGUGCGAUAUGUGAAGAGUCUGAGGCAGCAAACCUGAGUGCCUGUUCCUUUCCAACCCACUUGACCACGAAUUAGCCAAGUCCGUAGUACAUAGAUUAAUCAAACCAUAGUUGAAAUGAUAUUGAUGUACAACCGAUCGAUUUUUAAUAAAAUGCUACUCCUAAAUGUAUGGAACUUAAA